Molecule: messenger RNA, 1431 nt
Organism: Plasmopara halstedii
Lineage: Eukaryota; Oomycota; Peronosporomycetes; Peronosporales; Peronosporaceae
Product: Zinc finger, RING/FYVE/PHD-type
Exons: 4
Coding region: 1-1431 (476 amino acids)
Source: RefSeq, a predicted model, not a curated record
AUGGUAAGCAUCACCCUCUCGGAACGAGAGAGACUUAACUUAAUUGAACAGGGUGAUCACAUCUUCCUUGAGGUCCAAGAGCGGCUUUAUGAUGCCAAGAGGCAACGAAUUACCGAGAACAAGGACAAACUUGUGACGACACUUGACACGUUAACUGUCUUUGGCUCUCUGGACGAAGUUACGGAGUUGUUUUUAAAUGACGAGAAAAAGAUGGUGCUGGACUAUUCCGAGUCACUGGACAUUGUCGUGCUUAAGCCCCCCACACCAGAGCGUCCACGUAAUCGCACGAGUCUGCGGUGGUCACUUAGUCGUACACCAAGUCGCUUGUUGGCUCAAGACCAAGACUAUUGCUACCUCGAAGUUAUGAAACCUUACGGGACCCAGGACGGACGUCGUGGUUGGGCUCGAGUAUCGCACUCGAUCGAACACAAAGCAUGUCCAGAGCCCAAGAGUCAUGUGAUACGAGCCGAGCUUUUGUACUGCGGGCUAUUUUUUGAGGAAACAGACGAAUUGGGUGUAUUAAAUGCCACGGCAUUCUACAACAUUAAAAGUAGCACGGCUUCAUCUGUCUUGAUGCCAAUGGUUCAAAAAGCACGUGGAAAACGGACUGUGGAACUUCUCAAUCAUUAUUUAAAGAUGUCCCACAUGAUUCUUAGGUCAAAGAAAAUUUCACUCACAAGAGCGUUGCAGCUACAAGGCGAGAAACGCUGUACUGCGUGCGCAAAUUAUCUUUCCAUGUGGAAAUUUAAAAACAAUUGUGUCAUGUGUGGAUCGUACUUGUGUGAUAAAUGUAGCGACAUCGUGGUACGUAAUUAUCGUAUUGAUGGAGUUACUAGAGGACAAGUAGCAUGUUUUGCGUGCUCACACCGACGCGGCAAAAAGAUUUCGCAGACAAUGGAAAUCAGUGACGAAUUUUACGCGCUUAAUAACGGACCUGUCAUGGAUAUGAACCAUGACGAUGGACUGCGGGAUAAAAGCAUUUCUUCCUUUGACAUCGAGCAAUGUCCCAAGUGGUUUGACGACGUUGGCACACCAUCACAAGGUGUAGCCCAGGACAAGCCAAAAAGACUAGAAACGUGGCCUCAGCAACCAGCAACUUCACAGAGUAAGGAACAGCAAAUUUCAAAACCAACGUCAAGAAGCUCAGAGUUCGUCCCACAACAGACAUUUUUCAUGCCCAAUGCAGAAGCACAACGAAAACGUUGUAGUUCGCGUGCUACAAGUCAACAUUCAGGAAUGGGACAGGAGAAAGACUUUGUUGGGCGUCAUCGAAGUCGAACAACGGGCAAUUCAAGACUAUCGAAAAGAGCGAAACCAACAAGUUGUGCACCAUGGAAGGAUGUGCAUCACAAGUCCAAUGCUUUAAAGGAGGAGUCAGUCAAUGUUGCUUUGAAUCAAGACCUCGGGCAGCCAGCCGCUGCGAUUUUGUAG